Messenger RNA from Daldinia childiae, 1068 nucleotides. RefSeq lists its product as uncharacterized. The transcript has a single exon. NCBI's taxonomy places the organism in Eukaryota, Fungi, Ascomycota, Sordariomycetes, Xylariales, Hypoxylaceae. The record is from RefSeq and is a predicted model, not a curated record. Bases 1 to 1068 code for a protein of 355 amino acids.
AUGCGUAUGAGUUCCGGUUGGACAAUAAACGACGGGACGUAUACAUCUAUACCCGAAGAUCGAAGGAGUAGGAGGAACGUCCCGUAUCCGACCUACAUUCACGAGGCUUACCGAGCCACGUUCGGACUUAACACUCUUCAACUUGCCCACAAUGCCCCGAUUACCAUGUGCGCUAUGGACGUCGCGACCGAUCACCUGUGGAAAUGCGCCCCCCCUUUUAUGCAGAGUGAGGUCGCCGUCCAUCCUCCAAACGGGCCCGCCCUCUGGUCCCAAGACGAGAGCCACCAGGAGGCGAUUUACGAGGAGACGGAACGCCAGACAGAGAAGAGAGGCGAUGACGUAUACGGGGUAUUCAAGGCCAAACCUUGGGGUAUCUGGCCGCUCUGGGUGGAGGACCAGUGGGGGAACGAUUAUGUCCUGCUCGUCUGGUAUGCCGACGAUUCAGAUGAGAAUCCCGGCUCCUUCGACACUAUCACGAUGGCGACUAUAUAUGACCCGCGCCGUCAUCCGGUAAGCGAUAAUCUAGGAAGGCACCACCCGAUUAAUGAGCGCAGAACCAGACUGGAGGGACAGAUAUCUAAGUUCUUCAACCGCGCGGGCUUUGACACGAGUAGGUUAGCGUUUAAGCAAGGAAGGAUGAGCCCCAUGCCGCUCGAUGAAACGACGUCGGGGGAGCGCUGCUUCGCGGCUGUCAAGGAAUUACUGGAAUGCAUUAUGAACUACUACUUCGAUAUAGCCCAGGGAGCCGAACAGGACUUUACUAAGGGCUUCUGGGAUCUCUCGCAGUGGGUCAACCCGUAUCAGUACCGCAUCGAGAUGACCGGCAUUAAUGCGUGGGUAUUGAUGGCAACGUUUGACUACAACGCCCGCAUCGCCGUUGAGUGUGUCGAGCCCGGUUUCAAGACAGAGGUUGUGGUUGACGGUCGACGCCGAUUAAUUAAGCCUGACGACCUUGCUGGUCCGUCUACCCCGCCGGAUGUUGCUGCAGACAACUUUCUUCUCUACCCAAGUCUCAAAUCAGAUCCCGAAUCAGAUCCUAGUUCAGAUUCUAAAUUAGAUUCUAAAUAA